UUGGCGAGUGCGAGUGUGCCGCUCCUUCUCUCCGCGCUUCGCUCACUGAGAGAGACACCCCCCCAGAGAGAUUUUUUGUGGCGUGUGAUUCUGACUUUUUUUAAUCGAGAUUUUCGGCAAGUGAUUUUGAGGGGUUGAGUUGUGUUUUAAUUAGAGGGAGGAAAUCUUCAGUUCCCUCCUUAGAUAUUUUGUUAAAUAAAAAGAAAAAAGAAAAUCGGUUCGGUGAUUGCAUCAAUUUUUCUCAAGGUCGCGCGCAAGAGGAUCCAGGAACGCCGGGAGGGAGGGUUGCGACGCCGGGAGAAGCUGGACGGUCUUCUUUACUGAACGCGAGACUGGACUGAUACCACGUCAGUUGCUUCAGCGUGAAUACCCGGUGUGAGGCGACAGGUGUGAGGUGUGAGUAACAGCGGCCUGGUAUCAACUCACACUCACUCACUCACUCACUCAGACGUACAUCUCCUUGGCAACCAAACCAACGAAUACCUCGUCUCCUCCCCUUCCCCCCUUCCCUCCCCCCCCUUCCCGUCAGGUCUCCCUUGGUUUCUGUCUCCUCCCUUAACCUCCUCCUCCUCCUCUUCCUCUCCCCCUCUCCCUCCUCCUCCUCUUCCCCCUCCCCCUUCCUUUCGUUGCCGCAUUCCAGUACAAACACCGCCGCUGUUCCGCUGUUGUCGGCACCGUGUUCUGCUGUGCCUGCUGCUCCCGUCGGUGCUGGCAGCUGGUUCCUCUCCCUCUCGUCCAUCUGCUGCCCAUCUCCCGCCCUCGGAUGCUGCGCUGAUUUCGUUACGGCUUCAUCGUCCGGGCCAAUCAUGCGACACCCCAGCGCCCCCUCUGCAGCUUCCGCAUCUACCUGAGAGAGAGAGAGAGUCCCAGACAGCAUCAUCGUCGCCGUUGUCAUCGCCAGCAUCCUCAUCUCCAGACUCAUCUCCAGUGCGUCGGGGAUGCCCUUCGCCUAGCCCCUUCGCCGCGGACAGCGCACCGGACACGGAAGAGACGCAUGCAGUGUGUCCGUAGCCCGAUGACAGGCACGUACGGACAACGGACCUGAGGAUUGUGGAGUCCUUUAUUUUUUUAUUUUUGUUUAUUUUUUCGGGAGUUCGAGGGAAAGUGAGUGCGUGCGCGCGCGUGAGCAUGGAGAAGCCCAUGAAAGUGUUGAUCGCGGUCGCGGUGGUGACGCAAGGCUGCUCUGCGCUCUGGCUCGGGGAAUGCAACAAGCCCCUGGGCGUGUCCACGGGCGGCCUGGACGACUCGGCGCUGUCGGCCUCGUCCUCCCACGACCACAUCGUCGGGCCACAUCGCGCGAGACUGGGCAUGGACGGCGGCGGCGGCGCGUGGUGCCCCCGCUCCAUGGUGGACGCCGGGCAGGGCGAGUGGCUGGAGGUCGACCUGGGCUCCCCCCCCCGCCUGGUGACCGCCGUGGCGACCCAGGGGCGUCAGGCCAACGGGCAGGGCGUCGAGUACACCCCCGCCUACACCCUCAGCUACUGGCGCCCCGGCAUGGCCAGCUUCGUGUCCUACACAGCGCACCCGAGUUUGGGGAAUAAGACGCUCCUGGUGGGCAACAGCGACACGUACACGGAGGUCAAGAACGUGCUGGAGCGGCCCCUCUUCGCCUCCAGGGUCAGACUCGAGCCCUUCUCCGCUCACCCGAGGGUCGUCUGCGUCAGGCUCGAGUUCUACGGCUGCAACUACACAGUUAUUCUUACGCUCCUGGUGGGCAACAGCGACACGUACACGGAGGUCAAGAACGUGCUGGAGCGGCCCCUCUUCGCCUCCAGGGUCAGACUCGAGCCCUUCUCCGCUCACACCGAGGGUCGUCUGCGUGAAAGUGUGGGCCCGGGGACGAAAAAGGAAUUCAGUUCGGGCUACUCUUUACCCGGCUCUGAUUUCACAUUUAAUUUUUUUUUUAAGGGUAGAAAACAGGGAUUGUAUCGAGGAAUUACACUUUUGACGCUCCUGGUGGGCAACAGCGACACGUACACGGAGGUCAAGAACGUGCUGGAGCGGCCCCUCUUCGCCUCCAGGGUCAGACUCGAGCCCUUCUCCGCUCACCCGAGGGUCGUCUGCGUCAGGCUCGAGUUCUACGGCUGCAACUACACAGACGGCCUGGUGAGUUACAUGGUGGGCGGCAGCAAGAACAGUGCGGGCGCCGGCGUGGGUGAGAUCAUGGGCGUGGGCGAGGGCCUGCUGUACGACGGGCGUGUGGGUGGCGACGAAGUGGACGAAUUCGGAGGCGCCGGCGUGAGGGACGUCCUCCUGCCGCCCGCCACGCCCACGCACGACCAGCACGACGACCGCAGAGGCGACGACACGCGGGUGGAAGGACUCGAGCCCGCCCCGGACACGCCGCUGUCGCUCGUGUUCAACUUCGAUGCGAUGCGACGCUUCAGGACGAUGUUCGUGUACCUGACGACGAGCCACCGCGACCAGAAGCCCGCCAUCUCAGCCACCGUGAAAUUUGGCGCCAACUCCUCCUUUUUCGAUGACGUGGCUGUGACUUCGGCUUGGAGUGAGUCCGACCUGAUCCCGACCGGGCCUCAGAACUUGACCUUUGACCUCCGCAAGCGACCGGGAGCUUCUCUUCAGGUCACCCUCGAGGUUCGAGCGAUGGAAGUGUCCAUUCAGGAGAUAUACUUUGAUUCCAGUCCUUGCGGAUGCGGCCUGGGCGACUGGGAGCGGCGCCCCCCGACCCUGCCCGAGGAGCACACCGCCUCCCGCCCGCCCGCCGCGUCGCCGCCCUCGGACGUCUGGGCUGUCUACACCGCCCACCAGCACCGGACCUACGUUGGCGUGGCGGUGGGCUUCAGCGUGGGCGUGGGCGUGCUGGUGCUGGUGUGGGCGGGCGUGUGGCUCCGUCGGCGCCGCGGGAAGGCCUCCUCCCCCAGGGUGUUCCGCCGCCCUCCGCCCGACACGCUGGACAUGAAGAGCCUGAUGGAGGGCGUGGGCGUGGGCUCGGGCCUGGGCAUGAUGGGCGGGGGGAGUUCCACGCCCACCUACGAGGAAGGGAGCUGCCUGCUGUACGACGACCUGCAGAAGACGCCCCUCGUGUCCACCCUCCCGCACUGCCGCCCGCGCACGCCCGAUUCCAGCGCCGCGCCCGUCUACGCUACGCCCACGCUCAGGCCCUCGUCCACCUUCCCCUCCGCGGGCGCCUCCUUUAGCCCCAUCCCGCGCCCAGUCACCCUCGCCUCCCUCCCGCGCCCGCCGCCCAUCCCGCCCCCGCCCGAGAAGUGUGACAGGCAGAUGCAGGUCCCUUCGGUCACAGGACCUUGGCUGACCUCCGUGUACCGCCAGGAAGCCACGCCCCAGGUCGCUUCCUUGACCCCGCCCAUCUACGCGCCCACUCUCCCCGCCCACCAGGUGACCCGAACGCAGAUCUUGGCCUCAGGAGCUUUCUCAACGCUGUCGGUGGGCGUGGUCUCUGGCAAUGCUGACGCGCAAUUGGACGACGAUGUGAACGUAGCUCCGCCUCCCCGACCGGCUGCACUAAUCACAGUGACGGCUCACGAGGUGGCGCCGGCUGCCACGCGCCAGGCCCAGCUUUUGGCUUCUCUCAACCACGCGAAUGUGACUCAAAUGAUGGGCGUGGUGGUGGGCGGGCCAGUGGGCGUGACACUGGUUUUGGAAUACUACCCUGAUGCCCAUCUGCCCGAAUACCUGCGCGCACGCUCGCUCGCCCCUGCCCAGGUUGAGGGCGGAUGCAGCCACGAUAGUCAGACCAUCAGCGUCUCCGGGCUGGUGGGCGUGGCCGCGCAGAUCGCCUCGGCCAUGAAGUACUUGGAAUGCCGACAUCUCGUCCACACCGAUCUGGCCGCGAGGAACGUGGUGAUGGCGGAGGGCGUGGCCAAGGUGACGCAGGUGGGAUCCGCUCUCCCUCGCUACUCGCAGGACUACUGGCGCUCCCCCGACGGCAGGGGACCCGCGCCCCUGCGCUGGAUCAGCCCCGAGGCUCUGUGUCAGGGGACCUUCACGCAGGCGAGCGACAUAUGGGCUUUCGGCGUGACGCUGUGGGAGGUUCUGACGCUGUCCCGCCGCCGCCCACACCACCACCUGUCUGAGGACUUGCUCUUCCACGCCCUCGUCUCCACACACAACGCCGUUGCCUCCACCUCCUCCUCCACACUUGGCCGCGCGGAGACCUACGCCAAACCACAGGUCGUCCUGAGUGCCCCCGCGUGGUGCCCGAGAGAGGUCCAGGAGCUGAUGACGGCCUGUUGGCACCCACUGCCCGCCCACAGACCUUCCUUCAACACCAUUUACACCACGCUGGCCGCCUACGCCCAUGCUCACAAGUGAAGACCGCGGGGAGGGCGGGAAAGUGGUUUUCCCGCCUAAAACAAGAUGGCGCCGCAGAAGGAGACAUUUUCCCGCCAAAAUAAAAUGGCGCCGCGAGGGGGGGGUGCAAGGUCCCCCCCCCCCUUCUGAGUGAAAUGAGGAAAUUGCAAGUGAUGAGUUAUUUACGGCGUCGGAGUGGCGGUGAUGUGAAAAAAAUAGGUGAAUUGAAGGAAAACUUGACAUACGGUGAAAAAUUAUACUUCGUGUGAGAUGUAUUUUAUGAUAUUGUCGUUAUCCCAUUCUGUAUGUUUAAUCCUAACGAUUUAUGUUUUCGUGAAUAAGCGUGACAAACAAGCGAGAGAGAGAGAGAGAGAGAGAGAGAGAGAGAGAGAGAGAGAGAGAGAGAGAUGACCUUUUAAUGCUUCGAUAAGCAUGCAAAUAGUCAACUGGGAUAUUACAUUUCUUUGUUAAAGUCAGAUUUUUUUAUUUCAUGAAUUCCCUAAGCUCUUCAUUUGCUAUGAGAGCAAAAGACUCUAUUCAUAGUGAGUGAUAUGUAAAUGUUUCUGACAGACACACAAAGAAAAAAAAUGACCGUAGAUGUGGAAUUAGUUUACGCCAUACCCUAUUUAUAGAAAGUGAACGGACGACUUGGUUACCGAAGCCGAAGCCAGCGGACAGACAUGACAAACGGACGCGUCCUUCGCUAGGAAGAGCGCGUAUUGUCUGUCCAAUUUCCAGGGACACCGUCACAGGGCACUGCUUGUCUCUUGUGCACAAUGAAAGCAUAUCAGAAACGGGCGGAAGAAACCCGUUCAACAUAUCAUUUCCCCGGAGAAGUCACAUGAGCGUAGAGAGAGAGAGAGAGAGAGAGAGAAAGAAAGAGAGAUUUAAACCCCGAAGAAUUUUUCAUUUUGUCGCGAGCGGUUCCGAUUCCGGUCCGCUUUGACUUCGUAGUUCUUUGUCGGUAUGAAAUCAAUAUUAAUAACGUCUUAUCAUUAGUACUUUUAUUAUGUACCUGGAUGGUAGUUUGUAAGAGGAAAUCGGAGGGUGGCGAGAAAUCGGCGCUGACUUUGCCCUUUUCUUGAGACUACUUAUUUUAACUUGGCUGAUGAGUGCUAAAGUUAGCAGAUUCAAGGUUGUAUAUAAUUUGUUUCAGUUCUGAUUACUGAUGCUAUAGGUUGAAUCGCAACAUAGAUGAUAUGAUAUAAGGAACAAGAAAAAAAAGUAAAUACAGAUCGCUAUAACCUGCUAUAAAUAAAAUCGUUAAUAAUUGAUGAUUAAGAUCGCUAGAAAAGAUUGUUAAAUUUAGCAUCAUCAGCUAAGGCAAGCGUUGGAUUAAUGAACGAGGAGGAGGAAAAAUUGCACUUAACCAUAUCACAUAUAUCGUGCAUUAUCUGUUUCUGGAUGUAUAUGUUGCAGAGUUUAGUUUAAUUAACCAUUUCUAGUCAGACUUCCAUAUUGCAUGAGUGCAGGUGGUGACCAGUAUUGUUUGUUUGUUUGAUUUUUUUGAGAAAGAACUGAUUCCUCUUUACGUUUCAGGUGUUUUACCAAUAGAUGUAUUCAUUUGUAAAUACGUAUAAGAACUUUUUUUGUAUAUAAUGAGUCUUCCGUGUGUAGGGUACUAAAUAACAAUAACAUUCAAGUAUUUAACGAAAAAAAAGGAUAAAACAUUUUCAAAAACUAUUAUCUUAAGGUUUCAUUAAUGGUUUAAUAACACUUAAGUGGUAAUUUUAGUGGUUGUUGUGGGGUCAUAGGCCUGUAUGUUAGAAAAGGCACACAAAGCUAAUUUAAGGUAAGGAUUAUUUUUAUCAACUCUUAGGACUGUGUGUAACAAGGUAUCGAUUGGCUGUUCGUUCAGUCGUUAUGUACCUUUUUCCCCCAGAGUGCCAAAAAAAAAAAAUAAAUAUGGUUACUUGGCACUCGUCUGUAGUAGUGCCAAGGGCCAGACCACGUGACCUCACUCGAUACUUUUAAACGAACAUCGAAAUCA
Penaeus indicus is the source of this 6262-nucleotide messenger RNA. Its product is annotated as discoidin domain-containing receptor 2-like. The record is from RefSeq and is a predicted model, not a curated record. Gene Ontology annotation, molecular function: transmembrane receptor protein tyrosine kinase activity; ATP binding. The transcript is spliced from 22 exons. Lineage: Eukaryota; Metazoa; Arthropoda; Malacostraca; Decapoda; Penaeidae. Gene Ontology annotation, biological process: cell surface receptor protein tyrosine kinase signaling pathway; multicellular organism development; protein phosphorylation. Gene Ontology annotation, cellular component: signaling receptor complex; plasma membrane. Bases 1129 to 4293 code for a protein of 1054 amino acids.